AAACCUCACCCUCUGCGCUUCUUCUUCUUCUUCUUCUUCCAUUCCAUGUGUAGGUGCCUGUCUGUCACUAAUCGUCUGCUCUCCUCAUAGAUUUCACUGCCCGCUGCAUCUCCUUCGUUCACUGUCACCAGCGCCGGCAAUUCUUUUCAAAUCCUCACUUUACACCUACAUUUUUUUUUCUUUUUUUCCUCUCAAGUAAGUUUUUUCUCUUUUGCUAUUUCUUUAUAACCAAUUCACAUUUUCCUUAUGCACAGAGAUGGUUAUAUGCAUGUUGAUCAGAUUGUUGUAACAAACCCUAUAAUUGAUGGGGCAUAAGAAGCGUAACCCCACUCCUCGUUCCAAACAAUCUCCGCCGUUGACGCCGGGGGCAGUUGCUGCCGCCGAUGAAGCCGAGAAUCCGAUUAAUCUUUCCCUUGUCAAGAUCGAACCGUCUAUCUUUCUUGAACCAGAUGUCUCGUCUUACUCGGCAAUCAAAAUUGAAUGUGAGCGGGCCUUGACGGCUCUUCGCCGAGGCAAUCACACAAAAGCCCUCCGCCUCAUGAAGGAGUCGUGUAUCCGGCACGGCGAUAACUCGCCGCACGCUGCCUUAAUCCACCGCGUGCAAGGGACGGUCUGUGUAAAGGUUGCCACGAUAAUCGAUGACCCCAACGCUAAACAGCGGCAUUUGAAGAACGCAAUCGACUCCGCCCGUAGAGCCGCGGAAUUGUCUCCUAACUCGAUAGAAUUUGCGCAUUUCUAUGCUAAUCUGCUUUACGAGGCUGCAAAUGAUGGGAAAGAGUACGAGGAUGUUAUGAAAGAGUGUGACCGCGCGUUGGAUAUCUCGAACCCAAUUGAUCCCGCCAAGGAGAGCUUGCAAGACGAGAGCCAGCAGAGGAUAACGACUGCAGAAGCAAGGAUUGCUCACGUGCAGAAUGAGCUGAGGAGCUUGAAACAGAAAUCGAGCAUUGCUUCAAUUUCUACUUGGAUGAAGAACUUAGGUACCGGAGAAGAAAUUAGACUGAUACCCAUACGGAGAGCAACUGAGGAUCCUAUGGAGGUUAAGUUAGUGCAAACUAGGAGGCCCAAUGAGAUUAAAAAAGCGACAAAGACACCUGAAGAGAGACGGAAAGAGAUUGAAGUUAGGGUCGCUGCUGCCAGACUAUUACAGCAGAAAUCAGAGAGUAGUUCGGGACAUAAUGAGGGUGAGUGCAGUGACAAGGGAGUGGAAACGCCAUCAGGGAGUGAUAAGAGAGGGGAUAGGAGGAAGUAUGGGAUUAAUGUGAGGAAGAACGGUACUAACAAGCAGAGGAGGGAUUGGGUGCGGUCAUAUUGGAACUCAAUGAGCAUGGAAAUGAAGAGGGAUUUGUUAAAAAUUCGGGUCACUGAUUUGAAGAGUUAUUUUGGGUCUUCCAAGGAUGGUUUGGCUAGUGAAGUUUUAAAUGAGGCAUUGGCAUUUGCGAAGGAGAAUAAGGCAUGGGGGUUUUGGAUGUGUUGUAGAUGCUUUGAGAAGUUUUUAGAUCCUGAGAGUCAGAUGCAUCAUAUUGUGCAAGAGCAUAUGGGGAGUCUUAUACCUAAAAUGCAGGCAGUUUUGCCUCGGGGUGUUGAUAAUGAAUGGGUCGAGAUGGUUCUUAAUUGUUCUUGGAAGCCACUGGAUCUUUCAUCUGCAGUGAAGAUGCUUGGAAGUCAAGGGAAAGGCGAGGAUGCAGACCUUGUUGAGGAUUUUUGCUCAGGGGGUCAUAAUGAGGAGUGUGAUGAUUGCUUCAAAGAUGCUUCGAAUUCUUCCCCAAAGAAGGAAAAUUUGAGGGACAGCUAUAACGAUUUUCCUACAGGGAGCAAUGAUGCAGAUAAAGGUUCCAGUAUUGAUUGCAAAGAAUGUGAUGGAAAACAGGGUUCAAUGGCAUACACUAUUGAUAGCUGGCCAUUAUCAGAGGAUUCUGAGAGAGGAAAGCUCCUGGAAAAAAUUCAUGCUGUAUUUGAGGCACUUAUUAAACACAAGUAUCUAGCUGUAAGCCAUGUGAACAAAGUGAUACAGCUUACUAUGGAUGAGCUACAGACUCUUGCUUCUGGUUCUCUGCUUCUAAACCAUGUCAAAAACCAGACACCCUUGUGCAUUUGCUUUUUGGGAGCAUCACAGCUUAGAAAGAUCCUCAAAUUCUUGCAGGAACUAUCUCAUUCCUGUGGUUUGGGAAGAUAUUCUGAGAAAAGUAGUACUGUAGAUGAUGUAAGUGCUGCUCAAGGUCCUGAGAUAAAAGAGAAAAUUGUUCUUAAUGGUGAUGCAUCAUGUCUUUACCUGGAUGAAUGUCUAUUGCCAUCUGAAUGUACUCCUGGCAAUUUUCUUCGUGAUGAUAUGGCCACAGUAACUUCUACUAAUGUUGGCUAUGGAAAUGGGGUUCAACCUGAUGCUGCUGCUUUGCUUUCGUGGAUAUUUGCAGGACCCUUGAGUGGGGAGCAAUUGCAAUCAUGGGUUCGUAUGAAAGAAGAGAAAGUGAACCAAGGAAUUGAAAUUCUCCAAAUGCUUGAGAAGGAGUUUUACCACCUGCGGAGCCUUUGUGAGAGAAAAUGUGAGCAUUUAAGCUAUAAGGAAGCAUUACAGGCUGUGGAGGAUCUCUGUCUCAAAGAAACUAAAAAAAGGGAGACCGACACACAUGGUCGUAGCUGCUAUCAAUAUGCACUUAGAAAGCGGAGGGAUGAUCUUGUUGAGAAUGAAAAUGAUGCUCUGUUCGUUAGCAGUAGGUUUGAGUUAGAUGUCAUAGCAAAUGUAUUAAAAGAAGCAGAAGAUCAGAAUGGGAAUCAAUUUGGAUAUGAGGACAAUUACAAUGGUAUGAAUUCUCAGUUAUGCGACUUGGAAUCUGGUGAAGAAAAUGUUUUUAAAACCAAGGACGAUGCACAUCAAAUGGACACUUGCAUACAAGUUGUGAUUCAGAGACAGAAACAACAGUUAUCAGUGGAGCUAAGCAAAAUUGAUGCUCGAAUCAUGCGGAAUGUAACUGGGAUGCAUCAGUUGGAGCUCAAACUUCAGCCUGUUUCUGCCCAUGAUUAUCGGUUGAUAUUCUUACCUUUAGUGAAGUCAUACAUGGGGGCAUACUUGGAGGAUUUAGCUGAGAAGGAUGCGACAGAGAAGUCUGACGCUGCAAGAGAAGCAUUUUUAGCAGAACUGGCACUUGAUUCUAAGAAGAGUGCUCGAGGAGGAAGUGAUAAUUUGAGAAAUAUACCGGACAAGUCAAAGGAUAAGAAAAAAAACAGAGAAUACAAAAAAACCAAAGAUUCAAAGGCUACCUUUGGCAAUGAGCAGCACUUGCUUCACAAAGAGACUGCUGAGCAAAGUUCCUUUCCAGUUGCAUCUGGUGGUGAUCACCCAGAUUCUGAGAUUUUUCUUUCGAUGAAUGGUGAAGACUUGAAACAACAGGAGGAGGAGGAGGAGUUCAGACUUAAAAUUGAACUUGAAGAAGAGGAAAGAAAACUAGAAGAAACUCUCGAGUAUCAAAGACGAAUUGAGAAUGAGGCUAAAAUGAAGCACCUUGCUGAGCAACAAUAUAAGAAAUCCAAUCAAACAUUGCCAGAAAAGGUGGCUGGUGGACUGCAUGAUAAUAAUUUGGAAUUUGAUGCUGAUGAUGUACAUGAGCCAUUAGAACAUUUGACAUUGAAGAAUGGGUUUCCCAAUGAUAUGGAAGUCAUGCCUAUGGUUAAUGGUGCUGCAAUACCAGUCAAAUCUUUGAUAUCCGGUACCCAAAUGAUUAAUGGUACUCAUAACACAGAAGUAAACCAAGGGCCAUCUAGUGGAGGAACUGUAGAUGACAGUCUUUUGCCUUCUGACCGGCGGCCAGGAAGGAAAGGUAGGCGGCAGAAGAGUAUCACUAGAUCUUUUGAUGGAAAAUAUCAACCAGUUUCAUCAGAAAAUAACAAUGUUGAAGUUGGAAGUGUUAAUCCUUACAUAGGGGACAAUGGAACUAAGACGCUGAGACAAUUACAGGCAGAGGAGGAUGAUGAGGAAAGGUUCCAAGCAGAUCUAAAAAAGGCUGUACGCCAAAGCCUUGACACAUUUCAAGCGCAUCAGAAAUCACCCUUGAUUUCAACUUCAAGGAUGUCCCAAAAUAUAUCUCUGGAAGUUAACAGUGCUGGUGUUUCACCGGCUGAAGUUGCAAUUGAAAAUGUGAACAAAACUGAUGUGGUUGGCACAGGCCUGCAGAAUGAUGUUGGUGAAUACAAUUGUUUUCUGAAUGUUAUUAUACAGUCCUUAUGGCAUUUAAGACGGUUUCGAGAGGAGUUCUUGCAGAGAUCAACAUCAGAGCAUGUUCAUGUGGGGCAACCAUGUGUUGUCUGUGCAUUAUAUGAUAUUUUCACUUCUCUGAGCACUGCAUCUGCAGAUAUGCGAAGAGAAGCUGUUGCUCCUACAUCUCUGAGAAUAGCUCUAAGCAACUUGUACCCUGAUAGUAAUUUCUUCCAGGAGGGUCAGAUGAAUGAUGCAUCUGAAGUACUGGCAGUAAUAUUUAAUUGCCUUCAUCAGGCAUUUGCUUCUGGUUCAAGUGGUUCUGAUUCUGAAUCAGUGGAAAGCAAUGGCAUGGGGUCUUGGGAUUGUACAAACAAUGCUUGUUUAGUGCAUUCUCUUUUUGGAAUGGAUAUUUUUGAACGAAUGAAUUGCAAUAGCUGUGAUUUGGAGUCCAGACAUCUGAAGUACACUUCUUUCUUUCAUAAUAUGAAUGCUAGUGCCCUCCGAACAAUGAAGGUCAUGCGUUCUGAAAACUCUUUUGAAGAGCUAUUAAAUCUAGUAGAGAUGAAUCAUCAAUUGGCUUGUGAUCCUGAGGUUGGUGGUUGUGGGAAGCUUAACUGUAUCCAUCAUAUUCUGUCAACUGCACCACAUGUUUUUACAACAGUUCUGGGAUGGCAAAAUACAUGUGAAAGUGCUGAGGAUAUAGCAGCAACAUUGGCAGCUAUUAAUACUGAGAUCGACAUUGGCACUCUGUACCGUGGUCUAGAUCUGAAAAACAUGCAUAGCUUGGUUUCAGUGGUUUGCUAUUAUGGGCAACAUUAUCAUUGCUUUGCCUAUAGUCAGGACCAUGAACGAUGGAUUAUGUAUGAUGACAAAACUGUCAAGGUAAUUGGCAGCUGGGUGGAUGUUCUUUCCAUGUGUGAAAGAGGGCACUUGCAACCUCAGGUUCUUUUCUUUGAAGCUGUAAACUAGUUAGUGGAACUUAUCAAAUUAUUCUCUGCACAGAAGAGCACUGAGUUCAGCAUGGCUUGACAUUUGAUUGCUGUCUGUGGUGAGAUGUUUGUAGUGUUGCAUUGUAGCUCUACCCUGACGCAUUUCAUAUGGUGAAAUAUACAGCUUGGCUUCAGUUUUGAUACAAAAUGAGAGUUGUGAUAUAAGAUCAAAAGUUUUGUCACAUAGAUAGGAGGUUUUCUUGGAAAAAUGAUAUUCUCAGGGAAGAAUAACUAUCAAGGAAAUUUUCUUCUUCAAGCUUUCGGCUAGAAGAAAUCAGUAACACAAUAGACUGGUGUGUAGAAUUCUUGGGACUCUGUGAAUCAAAAAGUAUCGUCUGGGUAAUCAAGAUUUGUCGAUGGAAUUUUCUUUUUCUUUCGUGGAUCUUUCAAAUAAGGUGGGUGGUUGAGAAGAAGAGCAGUAAUUUUCUUGGUUACCAGCCUGUGAAUGCAUUGAAACUUAUGAUGCUUUUUGUAAGGUGGCAAAUAAUGAUCGGUGUUACCAGGAGCAUAUAGUAAUAGCAAUUGUAAGUGGGGAAUCUAGUUAAAAAUGGAUUCAAACUUUCUUUUAGAUACAAAAUUUUGAGAAAUUUCCCCCUUUUGUAUAGAUUACAUCAUGGCCCUUCGGGUUUUCAACUUUUCAUAUGCAGCUUCUUGUUGUCGAAUAUGAUCAUGAUGUAAUGAGGAUGGGGUAUUAAUGGUAAAUUUAUUGCUCAUUCUUCUUCUUUA
Messenger RNA from Hevea brasiliensis (rubber tree), 5904 nucleotides. RefSeq lists its product as uncharacterized. Gene Ontology annotation, biological process: protein deubiquitination. The transcript is spliced from 15 exons. The record is from RefSeq and is a predicted model, not a curated record. NCBI's taxonomy places the organism in Eukaryota, Viridiplantae, Streptophyta, Magnoliopsida, Malpighiales, Euphorbiaceae. Bases 305 to 5158 code for a protein of 1617 amino acids. Gene Ontology annotation, molecular function: protein binding; cysteine-type deubiquitinase activity.